AGCUAAUCAGUGGCCUUACCAGCCAUUCUAUGGAAGCGCAAUGGCCUAUUCCAUUUAAAUCAAGCCAUCCCUCUGUUAUUAGCAAACUAAAAGCUUCAGCUUUGUAGGAGGAUUUAAAGGUACCACUUCCAACACUAAUCGGCUUAAAGGGACUAGCAUAACUGCAUGGUCAGAGGAGCAGAUAAAAGAAACCAGAGUUCAAACUUGUUACAGUGAAAGGCACUAAACUGUAUGGUAAAGAAGUAACACGCUAGGCAAAGGCUUUGAUUUUGCACCGGAAAACAAACACGAGUAAUGCCUGCGGAUUUCAACGGUUAUUGGAAAAUGCUCAGCAAUGACAAUUUUGAGGAGUACUUGAAAGCACUUGAUGUAAAUAUUGCUAUAAGAAAAAUAGCCAAUAUGCUUAAACCUGACAAAGAGAUCAUUCAGAACGGAGACCACAUGAUCAUUAGAACACUCAGUACUUUUAAAAACUACAUCAUGGAUUUCCACAUAGGGAAGGAAUUUGAGGAGGAUUUAACAGGGGUGGAUGAUCGCAAAUGCAUGACUUGCGUGACGUGGGAUGGAGAUAAACUUCUUUGUGUACAGAGAGGAGAAAAGGAAGGCCGUGGCUGGACCCAGUGGAUUGAAGGUGAUGAAAUGCACUUGGAAAUAAGAGUUUGUGGUGUGAAGUGUAAGCAAGUAUUUAAGAAGGUACAGUAAAGAGACUGACCCCAGAGACCAAGAAGGUGGACACUGUGGAUGGACCUACUGCCAAAUCUUCAGAAGCUGCUUGAUCACAAAUGUUGUAUUCUUCCUUAACAGUUAGAAAAGAUAACAUGGCCAACAUCUACACGUGUUACUUGAACUCUGUAGCAGUUUUUUUUUUUUGUUGAACAUACGGACUUUUAAAAGGAGAGAAUUGAAUCUUAACAACAUAAUUAUGGUAUGAACAUUCAGAUUAAAGCUGAUGAAAUCUGAA
This is a messenger RNA of Anolis sagrei ordinatus, 961 nucleotides long. RefSeq names its product retinol binding protein 1 (gene RBP1). The record is from RefSeq and is a predicted model, not a curated record. NCBI's taxonomy places the organism in Eukaryota, Metazoa, Chordata, Lepidosauria, Squamata, Anolidae. Gene Ontology annotation, biological process: fatty acid transport. Gene Ontology annotation, cellular component: cytosol; nucleus. Gene Ontology annotation, molecular function: all-trans-retinol binding; fatty acid binding.